Molecule: messenger RNA, 3592 nt
Organism: Myripristis murdjan (pinecone soldierfish)
Lineage: Eukaryota; Metazoa; Chordata; Actinopteri; Holocentriformes; Holocentridae
Gene: mbd1b
Product: methyl-CpG binding domain protein 1b
Exons: 17
Coding region: 470-2977 (835 amino acids)
Biological process (GO): DNA methylation-dependent constitutive heterochromatin formation; negative regulation of transcription by RNA polymerase II
Cellular component (GO): nucleus
Molecular function (GO): methyl-CpG binding; zinc ion binding
Source: RefSeq, a predicted model, not a curated record
GUCCAUGAGUGCGCUUGUUGGCACUUUUAAAAAUUUGCAUACUAACUAGCAGUGGGAGCGGGAGUCGCUUCUUUUGAAUUAUAUUCUCUUCGCUGUCAGAUGCGUGCUAGGGGUUAACGCUAGCUGGACUUAGCUGGGUUAGCGUUGCCUUGCUAACUCAAGUGAUGUGUGUGUGUAUGUGUGUGUGUGAAAGAGGGAGUGUGUGUCUGUGUGUUUUGAGUCAAGUGGCAAUCAGUCAAGGAAAUAUCCCUUAACUGUUAACAAGGUUCCCUCAUGAAAAACUGAGCAGCAUCUUGAUGGUUCAUCUGCCCCAGCCCAGAGACCGAUGUCAAGUGUUUUAAUGGCCCUCUCACUGUAAAAAACAAAAUAAAACACCAUCUUCAAUGGAACAGCAGAACCAUCUCAGAACAUAGCCUUCUUUGCACCAAGAGAACAUUUUGAGGCGCUUCUGAUUGACACAGGUGGAACAAUGAAUGAGGAACCACCUAAAAGCCCAUCAUCGGGCGUAGAGCCAAAGGAAGGAGAUGCGGAACAAAGCACAGAGAAGAGGAACAGCGAGGCAGAAAGCACCUCCGAGGUUGCAUCAACACAGGAGGCCAUGGCACCCUCACUGGAACCUGAUAAAAAGGAAGAUGCCUUCACGGAUUCUGUGGAAUUGGCCUCAGGAGAGGCAAGUGAGGGAGCUAAGGCACUUGCCGGUGAGCCUCCCAUGGACUGGUUCGAGCCCCUCGAGGAUGAUGAUGAGGCAGAAAGCUGGGAUUUAGCUGACGCUGACCAGCACUUCAAUGGUAAAAAGGACCCGGAGGAAGAGAGCCUGGCUGGAGAGAGUGAAAAGAGUGGGAGUGUGGCGAGCGGCGAGAGAACCUUCAAAAAAAUUUACCAGCUGAAUGUUCACAGGCGUAAGCGAUCACAUCCUGAUGAAGGUUGGGUUGACUGGCCUGCGCUUGGAGAGGGCUGGAGGCGCAAAGAGGUUGUCCGUCGCUCAGGUUCCAGUGUUGGCCAGAAGGAUGUUUAUUACCUAAGUCCACAGGGUGACCGAGUGAGAAGCAGAGUUGAAUUAGCAUCAGUGCUGGAGGGCAUUUUAGACUUGUCAUUCUUCGAGUACAAGACAGGAAAGUUCUACAAUGGUGACGCACCGCUCCCAAGAGGAGUCAGAAACAGAGGGAAGAGGAAGAUGCGGGAACGUUCCUCCUCAGAGUCCAGCAUGAUGGAGAGAGGAGAGGGGGCAGACACUCCUGACUCACACCACAGGCUCACCCCGAGUCUGAGCUCCAAAGUCAGUAACACCAACCAGACGCUCAUUCCACAAAACUUUCCAGGCACUCCAAACUACGGCCCUCAGGAUGAAGAUGCGAUAAAGGAGGACAAAAUAAAACUUCCCCACAUUGCAUCAUCGAGACCGCUACCCUCUAUCAAUGGAGAAAUUGGGUCAGAAGACACCUGUCUCAUCUGUGCCAAGUGUGGUAUUUCGUUUACAGGGACAUGGUAUGACAAACAGAGGAAGAAGCCCUGCUGUCCUAGUUGCUGGGCCACAAAGACGAAGGAACAUCCGAUGGUUCGUUUCAGAAAGUGGAUUCCUUGUGGGCAGUGUGUAGCUUGCCAUAACACAGUGAACUGUGGGCAGUGUGCCAACUGCAAACAUGGACUGCAGAGUCCCGAGUCCCGAAAACGCAUUUGCAGGAAACGCAAAUGUAUAUGUCCCAUCCGCAAGGGCCCUGGAACUAGAAACUUCAUUCAGCAGAGGCCUCUUAAUGACGCUCCUGAUCUUUUUGAGGACACUAUGAGUUUCCAGAAUGAAGUUAUCGACUCAGAGGCACCAAGUUAUAAAAACAGCGACACAGAAGACUUCUCGGUGAACGUGGAUGUUGACGACGAAGAUGACUUGUCGACUGAUGAUGACGAUGAUUGGCACAAGAAACGGAAGCGACGCUCUUGUGGGAAAUGCAAAGCGUGUCUCUGCAGGAAGGACUGCGGCACAUGUGAUUUCUGUAUAGACAAGCCCAAGUUCGGUGGCAGCAAUAAGAAGAGGCAAAAGUGUCGUCUGCGUCAAUGUCAGAGGCAGGCGAUGAGACACUUGUUGCCCUUUCAGUUGGGCCAGGCAGAGUAUGGGACCCCAGAUGGCAUGAUGCCAGUGGGCAGGCCUCGACCUCACUACACAUACAGCCGGAAGACAUUCUCGAAGAAAAGCAGAGCGCCACCCCUCGGCUUGGAGUUUUCUGAUGAGGAAGAUGACAGCAGCUUGAACGCAAUGAAUUGGACCUCUGAGCCUACCAGCAAACUCACUUAUGAGCUGAAUUACAGACAUCAGCAGUCAUCCAUACAGAUGAAUAAUUUGGAUGUUGGACUGCGGAAUGGGCUGCCCGACAGAAUCCCCAACACCAGUAACCACAACAGCUCCCAAUUAAUCCAGGACCAGAUAGGCAGGUGGGACGGCGAAAAAUCAAGCACAGGCAAAGAUGGUGAAAAUCACACUGGAGAAGAGGUGGAAGAGGAGUUGCCCAUGAUUACACGAAUCUUCAGUUUGGCUGACAAUCCAGUCGGGACUGGGGUGGACACAGAAAACCAGCUGCUCAAGCUGCUGGAGGCUCUGCGUUCUUCUGCACUGCCCAUCCUCUGGUAUGCCAUCGUGGUGGAGGGCCCGCAGCUGCAGCUCAUCCAGUGUGCUAAACAGUCCAGCAUGACUGACACCAUGGUGCUGAUAGACCCCGGCUUCUGCUAUCAGGUGACUGUCCAAAAGCAGCCACUGCUCCUCACCCACCCGUUGUACGACGACCAUCCGACACACCUAACCUCUGUGACUGAAGUGGUCAAUCUGCUUUUGGACUUGGAGAGGUACAUGGUGUGCCAGGGACUGCCCCCACAAGACUUGUCAGCUAACAAAGGGCCAAUCAUCCUGGAGCGGGCGUCGACAUGUGACUUUUUGGUUAAGAAAAAUGUCAGCAUCUGUAUUAACUGCAGAGCCCUGUGUGGGCAGUAAGUAGCUCCAGCAGAACUGCGGAGACAGGAAGAAUCUGUGACCACAUUGGAGUCUGUUAAUCUUUGGGUGCCACUUAAGACUCUUAUUGGUUUGUUUUUCCUAUUUUUUUAACAGGGAUGCAAAAGAUGGACUACUUUUUACACAUUUACCUCUGAACUGUAAUAAUAUAAUUUGAUUAAAGAUUCACCAAAGGCUUUCCCCAAGCAAUUACAUUGUAAUCACCUAGAGUGGUGAGGCCUCUUAGAUUUUUUUUUUUCUGCUAGAUUGUUUUAGGAUGUUUACUCAUAAUAGACUGUAUGUCAUCGGUUUUUGAUGUAGAGCUCCCUGGGCUGACUGGUCAACUAUUUGGUUGGUAUGGUGUUUUUUGAUUCAAAGGUUUUGCUUGAGGAAUUGGUUUAUUUCUCUCUCCCUCUCUUUUGAAACAAAUGCGCAACAAAAAGUCCCAGCAUUUACCCAGCAAGUUGUCUGUCUCAGCCCAAAAAUCAAAACCUUUUCAGAUCACCAAUAUGAAUCACUGAUCUUUUUGCUGCUCCAGUUUCAAUUUCUGAAGUCUGGUAGCUGCACAAAAAAAAAAAAAAAAAAAAAAAAGGAAAGAAAAAAGCUUAAUUCUGUUAA